ACACGAGUGACGUAUAACCGACACGUGUUACACAGCUCAUCCUCUUCGUCUUCUUCCCUUAAAAAGUUAAAAACCCUAAUUUCGGCGGCCUCGUGGAGCCGUCGUACAUUUUUGUUUACAGUCAGAAUUUUUAACGGCUCGUCAGGGACCAUGCAAACCUCAGUGACGAUGACUCCACGAGCAUCGGUUGAUUCCGCUUCCUCCGAGGUCGAACCUGAGAUCAGCGAUGGCUUCUCGCCGCUCGAAGAUGAAGGUUCAUUGCUGAUUAGAGCAGAGAUUUAUCAAAACUACAUGAAGCGAUUCCCUAUUCCGACGAAUCGCGGUUCGUUGAUUCCGUUCACAAGCUGGGUUGGGUUAAGCAUCUCAAUCAAACAGCUUUAUCAUCAACCUCUACAUUACCUCACGAACGUUCUUUUACAACGUUGGGAUCAAUCAAGAUUCGGCUCUGACUCUGAAGACCAGAGCUUGGAUUUGAUCGUUCAUCCUUCUAAAGCUGAAGCUACCAUCUGGCUCGUUGAAGAAAUCCAUCGAACCACUUCCUCUCAUCUUCAAAUCGCUCAUCUUUGGGGUUCUGAUCCUAUGUAUCACUCGCUUAUCGACCCAAUCACGCCACAGCCACGACGAUCCUGA
Molecule: messenger RNA, 630 nt
Organism: Thlaspi arvense
Lineage: Eukaryota; Viridiplantae; Streptophyta; Magnoliopsida; Brassicales; Brassicaceae
Source: the annotation of a GenBank genome assembly